UGUAUUUUCCACAGUCUUGCACCCAUGCUGUUCUAGAAUUUCUAAGCUAAUUGCCCAGUCCCACCUCCACCCUGAUUUUUAGCAUAUGGGUCUUCUGCUGUAUAGGAAAGACAAAGACCAUUUGGAAGGAACUUCUCCGGAGACUUCUCCCUCACCACAAGAUAUCUCUUCUGCUCCUGCCCUUGGAUUCUUUCCUCCCUGUCCUCUCAGAGGAGUGCCCUAAGUGUCGAGCCAAGAAGCUUGCACCGUGUCCAGUAAGGAAGGGGCACUCUGUUUGGGGUUUGAUAGAAGAACACAGGGACUGACAUGAUGAAGACAGGCUGCCUCUUCCUUUGAGAAUGGAGAGAAGGGUGAAGGGUGGGUCCAGGUCCUGGGUUGUUAGUGACCUUCCUGGUUCUGGUAGUGGCCAUGAAACAGAAAGGAACAUCCAAGAGAAAUAUAGCAAAGGGAAACCUGGCAGGAUUUGGAGGCUUAGUUGACAUGUCAAAGGAUGGGGCAGAGGGAUGGGUGAAGAGGAGAGAGCACUUCGUUUUUAAAUCUCUUUGACCAGGAGAAACACAGAAAUAAAGAAGUCACGAGGAUUGCCAGGCUUGAGGAGGAAAAUGAAUUCAGUUUGGGGCCUGUCUGGUGGAAGUGGAAACCCCCUGCCAGCAGCUGGAACUGUGAGGCUCUAAAAAGAAAGCCUCAGGCUGAAGAUGGAGGUUUGGAUGUAACUCAGAGGUGGUAGCUGGAGCGAUGUCAGUGAUGAAGGCUCCAGGUCAGACACAGGAAGAUCAAGGACCCAAAGAGAACCGAAGCCUGAGACUCCGGUGUUGGAGGAGGGAGCAGCUGGAGGCUCGGGCGUGCAGGGCCGGGGGAGACGAUGAGGCUGGAUGGCACCAGGUUCAGGUCGUGGCCGGCCUUCUGUUCUGCGGCAAGGAAUGUGGAUUUUCAUUCCAGACAGUGGGCAGCACUGCAGGCUUUUACACGGGGAGGUGGCACGGUCAGGUUUGUGUUUCAGAGAGAUGUAUGUUAUUGGUGUUUCCUCUUAAACAUAGGACUUCAUGAUCUGCAGGACUUGAGUGGAAGAAAGUGGAGGUCGGAUGACUAGUUAGACGGCAGCCAUGGGAAUCCUGGAGAGAGGUGCCUGGUGUCCUGGACCACAGCCCAGUGAUGCGGCAGAGAGGAAGGGGGCAGGCCCCAGGUGCUUUACAAAGUCCAUGCACUGAUUAGCCAAGACGAGGUGGGGGAGGAUGUAGAUUCUGGGAUUGCUGUCUGGUUUCCCCUUCAAACCCUCUGGCUCAUCUUCAGAUUUAUCUUCCUGAAAUUCUGCUAUGACUGCAUUCUCUGCUCAAGAUCCCCCGUGGACCUCCUUGGCCUCCAGAAACUCAGAGCUGACCCUGAACUGGCAUAUUUCUCCCUUUACUCCAGGUCGUCCCCCAACACAAGCACUCUGCCUGUGGUACACCCCCAGCCGGCUACCCUCCCCCAUGGGGGCCUAUGUGCAAUGCACAUUUACCCAUCCUAUGGCUUUUAGAGGCAGAACUAAACUAACAAUGUCAAAUUUCUUUGUUUUUUUUUUUUUUUGCAAGAUAUGUAUCAACUCAAUAUGGUAAUACUGGUUACUGAUUAGUAGUUAAAUAUCUAAAUAUCGAUGAUGAAGAAAAAAGGGGAAAUUAUUCUUUCCUUAAUAAAUGCCAAGGGUGGGAGACUGUGGAUAAGAACCUCUCAAAACUCGCUUUCAGAUACUGAAAGAAGUCCUCGGUGACGAAAAGCUUGAGAACCACCACCGGAGCUCGGUCUGGUCCAGCGGGCCAGUGUGAGGCUGUUUCCACGCAGACUUGUACUUCCCAGUCCCUCCACCCCACCCCAGGACUUUGUAGUCACUGCCCUUCUCUCUGCCUCAAACGCCCUACCCACCAGCUCCCAGGACCGGAAUCCUCUGCACUCUUUAGGGCCCUUAUCAGAUGCCCCACAUCUGCCAGGACCCCCUAAGUAGAGCGACCUCGCCCUCUCUGCGGCCUCCAGCGUCUCCGCACCUGCGCUGCGCGCCCCGCCCCACCGGCCCUUCGGGACCGGGAUCCAGCCCGCUGCCGGCGGGGGAGGUCCGCUCACUCGGCACUCGGCACCCGGGACCGCACGCAGUGCUUAGGGGACGGUGACCGGCCAGGCAGUGGUGCUGAGGGAGAGAGCGCCGGAGCCCCGGAGCCCAGCCCCGGCCGCCCCUUCGCGCGGCGCGUAGGGCCACCGGGCCGUCCCGAGUUCAUUUCCAGCUCAUUAACUCCGCCAGCCCCGCCCCGCCGCGCCCGCUCCCCGUCGCUGACACGGCCACCGCCGCCUCCUCCUCUCUCCCCUGUCUUCGUGCCAGCGCAGCCCCUAUCGCUUCGCCCAUCGUCUCGCGUCCCGCUUCCUCCCGGAGUCUGUCUGGGUCCCGCUCUUCGGGCGCGGCUCUCCGCCCUGCUCCUCCAUCUGUCUGGGGCUCCGCUUCCUCGCCCCCUGCGCCCCGCCCGCCCCGACCCCUCCAAUCCCGGCAUCUCGGGCCUGGCGCUCCAUGUACCCAUUGGCCCGACCGCAGCCCUCCGGCCCCGCCCGCCGGCCCCCUCCGGGCCCCUCCAUUCACACAAAGUUUGGCUCCCGGCGCUGCAGAGGGAGGGGGCGGCCCGGCCCGGCCCAGCUCUGCCCCCGGCCGGCCCGACCCCGGCCCCGGCCCCCGGACCAGCCCUUAUCUGAUCCCAGCUCCGGGUUUAAGAGUCCUGGCUCUGCCCGUCGCUCAGCUCGGUUCCUCAUUCCUGCCCGCCCCGUCCGUCUGUCCGUCCGUCCGUCCGUCCGUCCCGCUGCCCAUCCGAGGCGCCACUCCACCCCGGACCCAAGGCCCCAAAGCCGCCGAUCUCCUUGGAAGCCUCCAGGGUCACUAUCCAAGUUGGAGUUAGUGUCCAAAGAAGAAGUAAUACGUUUGGGGACAGGAGGCUGAGUGGCCGUUUCCUCUCUCUCCCCAAGAUGACCUCGGUCGCCAAGGUGUACUACAGUCAGACCACCCAGACGGAAAGCCGGCCCCUCGUGGGCCCAGGGGUCCGCCGGCGCCGAGUCCUGACGAAGGACGGCCGCAGCAACGUGAGGAUGGAGCACAUCGCCGGCAAGCGCUUUCUCUACCUCAAGGACCUAUGGACCACCUUCAUCGACAUGCAGUGGCGCUACAAGCUGCUGCUCUUCUCCGCCACCUUUGCGGGCACCUGGUUCCUCUUCGGUGUGGUGUGGUAUCUGGUCGCCGUGGCCCACGGGGACCUGCUGGAGCUGGGGCCCCCAGCCAACCACACCCCCUGCGUGGUCCAGGUGCACACGCUCACCGGCGCCUUCCUCUUCUCCCUCGAGUCGCAGACCACCAUCGGCUACGGCUUCCGCUACAUCAGCGAGGAGUGCCCGCUGGCCAUCGUGCUCCUGAUCGCCCAGCUGGUGCUCACCACCAUCCUGGAGAUCUUCAUCACCGGCACCUUCCUGGCCAAGAUCGCCCGGCCCAAGAAGCGGGCGGAGACCAUCCGAUUCAGCCAGCACGCCGUGGUGGCCGCGCACAACGGCAAGCCCUGCCUCAUGAUCCGAGUGGCCAACAUGCGUAAGAGCCUGCUCAUUGGCUGCCAGGUGACCGGCAAGCUGCUUCAGACCCACCAGACCAAGGAGGGUGAGAACAUCCGGCUCAACCAGGUCAACGUGACUUUCCAAGUCGACACGGCCUCUGACAGCCCCUUCCUCAUUCUGCCGCUCACGUUCUACCACGUGGUGGACGAGACCAGUCCCCUGAAGGACCUCCCCCUUCGCAGUGGCGAGGGGGACUUCGAGCUGGUGCUGAUUCUCAGCGGGACGGUGGAGUCCACCAGCGCCACGUGCCAAGUGCGCACCUCCUACCUGCCCGAGGAGAUCCUCUGGGGCUACGAGUUCACGCCCGCCAUCUCGCUGUCCGCCAGCGGCAAGUACAUAGCGGACUUCAGCCUUUUUGACCAAGUCGUGAAGGUGGCCUUGCCCAGUGGCCUCCGCGACGGCGCCGUACGCUACGGAGACCCCGAGAAGCUCAAGUUGGAGGAGUCGUUACGGGAGCAAGCUGAGAAGGAGGGCAGUGCCCUUAGCGUGCGCAUCAGCAAUGUCUGAUGGCCUGGGGUCCCACCUCCCCGCCCCUCUGGUCUCUCCUCCCUCGGCAUCCUGGGUGAGGGCCGUUACCCAGGCUUGCUGGAGAACCCAGAAGCACCCGCCCCCCGCCCCUCUGCUUUAACCCGGUGGCCUGUGGCUAGGCGAGGCCAACUGGAGUCCGAGCUUUCCUUCCACUGUCCCCUUCAUCUCCCCCCACCCCCACCCAAGAUGCACAACUCCCUUACGCCAGGACGGGGGAAGGAGAGGGAAGAUUAGGCUGAAGCGGCUUAGCACGCCUCAGCCAUGCUUGGAGACUCACCUUAGGAGGACUGUCGCAGUUGGGUGGAUAGACUCCCCCCACCUCCUGCCGCCACCACCAUCAAGUUCGGUGACUUGAGGCUGGAGCCCCUGCCCGCCUCUCAUUUCCCAUGCAGCUAGUUCCCUAAGGCAAGACUCUGAUAGUCUUUUCGGGGUCUGUGCCCUUAGAAAUAUGGGAAUCUGGAAUUCAUUUAUCCUGGGUUCUCUACCAACCCCUGUUGAAAGAAGUCAGGGUUUUCAUAGUGUGGUUCAUUUCUGCUGGCAAAUUUGGACUAUAACCUAGAACCCCGGUCACCAGUUUUCCUCUAUUUUCUCAAGUGGACCCUCUUCAGAUACCCAGUUCUCUCAUAGCUGCCUCUGUUCCCAGAGAAUUGAGGCUGAUCCAGGGAAUCUAAAAUGGUCACAACCACCACACCCACACGCAUCCUGGAAUCUGAAGUCUUCGGUGUGGAGGGACUAAUGCAGAGCUCCUGUCCAAAACCUUGACCCUAUUCUGCACACAGCCCUGGGAGGAUUUGUUUCCCUGUGAUCUGUGGAUGGGAUGAGCCUUGCCAGCAUGUUCCCAGGCCCCACAGAAAGGUCUAGAAAUGAUGUUCCAGAUACUUGCAGGGCCCAGGCUCCCUAGGAAGGUGACAUCAACCCUACCUACCAUGCAGGAUAAGUAAAUUCUCAGAUUUCCAGACCACUGUGUGGAGCCUCUGGGAAUUGGGGGUGCUGGAUUAGGGUUUGGGGUGGGGCAGGACUCUGUGGCCAGCAGACACAAUUCUCUGUGUCGCCCUCCCUGUGCCCCUCUGACAGGCGCCAGCUGUUUCAUUAGGCCAUGCUGGGAGGGAAGAGACCACGCCUCCUGACCAAAUAACCAGGG
Messenger RNA from Ailuropoda melanoleuca (giant panda), 5278 nucleotides. It is a transcript of the gene KCNJ10, whose product is annotated as potassium inwardly rectifying channel subfamily J member 10. The coding region runs from base 2977 to 4116 and encodes 379 amino acids. The record is from RefSeq and is a predicted model, not a curated record. Gene Ontology annotation, biological process: regulation of monoatomic ion transmembrane transport; potassium ion import across plasma membrane. The transcript is spliced from 3 exons. Gene Ontology annotation, molecular function: inward rectifier potassium channel activity. NCBI's taxonomy places the organism in Eukaryota, Metazoa, Chordata, Mammalia, Carnivora, Ursidae. Gene Ontology annotation, cellular component: plasma membrane.